Messenger RNA from Aspergillus ruber CBS 135680, 623 nucleotides. RefSeq lists its product as uncharacterized. Lineage: Eukaryota; Fungi; Ascomycota; Eurotiomycetes; Eurotiales; Aspergillaceae. The transcript is spliced from 2 exons. The coding region runs from base 131 to 475 and encodes 114 amino acids. The record is from RefSeq and is a predicted model, not a curated record.
CAUAGCCAUAGUUGGCCAUCCCGGCUUACUCCCUACAAAAGCAGAAUCUCCGCGGCCCGGAAUUUGGGACGGCAUAGAUAAUGCUAACAAGCUUCACGAGUUAUCGCAAUGGUCAUACAGCCCUAGCGUAAUGGCAAAAAGCUUGGCCAAAGGACCGAAAGUAUGUCUCAAAGGCCGAAAUAAGCUAACGACGAAUGAUUGCAGGAUCAGCCACACCUCCCUGGAAUGCGGGAUUUUUCGGGGAAGCAAUGAGAUUCGAUCACCAUGUUACACCUCAGUAUUAGUGAUUGUUUUUGUUUUCCAAAUUAUUCGUUACCGCUCGUGGCUAUGGUGUCGUGUCCGGACCGAAAAUAUUUAUGGAACGUUGCUUAUCUCCCGGAACGACAACUCAGGAUCCGCCGAUAAGCCACUAAUAGCAGCUACACAGAUCUCCGCGGAGUUGCUGCAGUUGGUCUGUGUCAGGGCAUGUUGUUGAUAACGGAGACUAACGGGGAGAACAGAGACUCCCUUGUUAGGGCUUGUGAAUCAUGACUUGAUAGUCGCCGCAUCCUCGUGUAAUGCUGCGUCACGUCGGUCGUGUGGCUUGAUGUAUAUGAGUAGAGGGGGUCCCGUGUGCGCGUAGA